This is a messenger RNA of Hypomesus transpacificus, 2323 nucleotides long. Its product is annotated as fibroblast growth factor 23. NCBI's taxonomy places the organism in Eukaryota, Metazoa, Chordata, Actinopteri, Osmeriformes, Osmeridae. The transcript is spliced from 3 exons. Bases 233 to 994 code for a protein of 253 amino acids. The record is from RefSeq and is a predicted model, not a curated record.
UUUGUCAUUCCUCGUUGGUUGGGCAAUACGUGAGAACACUGGAACUUAAACGAACUCAUAUCCAUUUGAAAACCUUGAAACGAGUAAAAAACGAGCUCCUUCUUCAUAUAUAGACUAACUUUUGGACGUCUUCCACACUGAACUUUUACACUAGUAUUGUACCAUUGUUAACACUGCUGCCCAAGAACCUGACGUACUGCGUGUGCGUUUGUGAAGCGGAUUUCCAACUACCAUGCAACCUCCUUUCACUGUCUUCGUGCUGGUCUCGCUACAUCUUUCCAGUUUCGUAAAUUGCAAACCAGUGGAAUGGGACCUGCCCCGGCGGCACCGCCUGCCCACCAAAGGCUCUCAAAAAAGGCCUCUUCAUCGGCAAAAUGUCAGCGACUCUGGUGAUCUGCUCUUGAAUGGAAACUUGGGCGGUCAGUUGAGGAGAUUGAUCAAACACGAGUCUCUUGUUAUGCUUCAAAUGAAAACGGAUUCAACAGAUUUUGUGUCAAUAUUUGAUUUGAGAAAAAGGCGAUUCCUAUGCGUGGACGUUGACGGAGAGCUGUUUAAUUCACUGAUCGUGAACAAAGAGGAAUGCCGGUUCCAGUACCAGGAAGACCAGCUGGAUGGGUUCUACUCCUCCUGGCCAGCUGGCCUUGUGCUCAGUCUCCAGGACUCUGAGAAGACUGGAGAUGUGGUCACAGAAGACCACAAGUCCCUCCAACACUCCUCCGCCCUCCUAGCACACUACAUCCUUCCUCGGAUCCACAGAACCAAGAGGAGUGGACAGGUUUCUGACCCUGCUGACCCGCUAGAGAACCAGCGGCAGCCCAGACGCAACGGGGAGCACAAACCUGACCUGCACCAGGGAAAUUUGGACAAGGAGCAGCCUGGCGCUGUUUCCAAGGAGACCAUCACUUCCUGUGAUGAUCCCUUGCAGGUGUUGCAUUCCAAUGGCCCCAUCAGUCCCAUUAAGACUAACAUAGAGGACCGGACAGAGAAAGACUAAACAGCUAAGAGAUGACUUUGUACAAAUUGAGACAGACAUUUCAAAAGUUUCAAAAGACUCAAGUUUUGGUUGACGACUUAAAAACGUAUGCCCCUGUCUGCUUGAGUCAGUGGUUUGAGUCAAUAUCAAAUGGAGUGGCACUGAAAACACUGCAAAGGACGAAGAUGAAGAAGGAUGCUGAAGGUUUUACACAUGACUGAGAUGGUUACUUAGAAAGACCACAGUUAUGCAAGUUUUGGAGAUUUGGCACUUAAAUAUUUGCAUUGCGAAAAACAGGACAUUGUGCAGAGCACAGGGAAACGCAUGCCAAAGUGCUCGAUUCUCUCAAUUUUUAGGAUGAAAGUCCAAAAAAGUCAGUUUAGUGGCAGAAUCUGGACACAUCAGAGUCAUUUUACAAGACACACAAAUACAUAUACAGUAAGACACACUUAUUUAUGGACAAAGGAAAAUGUUUUAGUCAGAUGACCAAUAUUUUUCCCUCCUCAAAUGAAAUAAUAAUUCUUUAUCGUAACCCGGUGUCAUAUUAUAACCGUUGAACAGAAGUGAGGUUGAACCAGAAGUGUCCCAAUGUCCCCUGACCCUGAUGGUGUCCCUUGACCCGGACGGUUUGGUUACACUUUAAACAGUUGGGGCAUUGAGCCCAAUUAUGUUGCAAUAUUUGUUUUCCAAUUGAUAUUUAUACGUUUGUGAAAGUAAUUAAAAAACUGAAUAUAACUUUUCAUUUUUGUAAUGUGUAGGUAAUUAUUUACUGUAUGAAUCAUUUGCGCAUGCAUAUUAUGGGUUUAUGCUUUGAGUAAAACAUUGAGGUUUCCUAUAUUCAUGCUAGUAUAAAGGGUUUGCGACUAUAAUUGUACUGGCACAAAAGAUAACUGUUCUUAUACAAAAUGUAAUUAUUUGUAUUGACAAUUAUAACACAAAGCAUUUAUAAAGUACUACACCUAAGUCUUUCUCAACACUAAGUUUUAACUGUUGUGGAUCAUGAUCAAAUAUAAACAAAAUACUUAAAACAAAUCCUACUUAAAUGCUUUUAUAAAGGUAACUUUGUGGAUAGUUGGGAUGUUUAAACAGUCAGUCUGAAUCCAAGCAUGACAUUCAUUACUUUGGCCUGGUUGAAUUGCAUCACUUCCUGUCCGGUGCUCGGACAAAUGUAUUCACACACCCUAUUUAUGAUGUUAAAUUUGAUCUUUGUCGCACAUAAUUAUUUUGAUUUUUCACGGCUAAACAUAGAUAAGGACGACCUGGCGAGGCAUGUCAAGUUGUUCUGUAAUUAUAAAUGGUCUAGUACGUGUUUAAAGAACCUCAGAUGUUCUAGGUGGUGCUUAUUUGUUU